GGCUUUCCUUGCGCCCAGGCGCAGGCGCGCCUCUGGGGAGUCCGCGCCGGCUCCCCAUCCCUGGGGUCCCCCCCCGCCACCCCCCUUCUGUUGCAGGCGAGGCUGCCGUCUCCUGCGGGCGGAGGAACUACACUUCCCAGCGUGCAGCGCCCGAGCGUAAAUCUUCAAAGGCUAACAAAAGAGCAGCCGGCAAACCUGACAGGCGGAGGGCAGAGCCGGAGGAAGGAGGCGAGCCGGGCCGGGGCGCGCACCGCAGCUGGCCUCUCCGCGCCCCCCGCGCCCCGCCCUCCUCCCUGACAGCUGGGGGGCUUUUGGAGGGGGAGGAAGGGGGAGAAGGCGCCCCCCCUCCUGCCCCGGGGGCUGCAAAGGAAGCUCUGGAGGAUGGCCGGAGGGAGCCUGGCUCAGGUAGGCCCUGGAGAGACCUCAGCAUCGGGGGGGGGGGGCUGAUCUCCCCCCCCAACAUCACAACAAGGACCCUCCUGCAAAAGGGGCUCGGGGGUGGCGGGGGGGGGGGGUUCAGGAUCCGAAUGCGCCUCCUCUGCAGGGAGAAUAUCAAAUUACAGCGAAAGGAAAGGACCCCCCCCGCUCCGUGCGUCUUGAGCCGCUGCCAGCCCCCCACCCGCAGCUAUUAAAGGCUGCUUUGGGGUUUCCUAAAAGGCACGCAAGGGGGGGACCCCCACCCCACAGACUUCCUGCUUUUCCUACGGAGGAAACACCCGUCUCAGUGCGUUUUGGCACCGGGAGCAGAGCUGAAAAUGACCCCCGAGCUGCGCUGCUGGGCCCCCGAUUUAGGGUGCUCCGGAGAGGGGCGCAAAUGCAGCCCCCGGGACCCCGAUCUUCCCGUCAAACUUCACGGGUGAUGGAUGGAUCUGCGUUAGCAGCGAGGGGCGUUUGGAUGAAAGGAGACCCAAGGGGGCCGUUCGGAAGCGGAGACCCCCUUAUUUCUUACUCCCACCCUUCCGGCUAGGAGGCUGCACCCCGAAAGCACGGGUUUCAUUUCCCUUCUGGGUAAAGACACCCCCCUCCCACGCCACCAUCUUCGAAGGGAUCGGGUGCUUUACGGUGGCGUAACCUGCAGGCAGGCCAGGGCAGAGGAGGGAGCUGGGGAGAAGAGGCGGAGGGGUCUUCCUGGCAUAUUUCUCCCCCAAAAUAUCAGAAACUACCCCCACAAAAAAGGUCAGAGUUAAUUCCCCAAAGCCCAGUGCAGGUUCUGCUCGAAUAUUAUUGUUGAUGGUCAGAGAAAGGGCCCCCACCAGAGGGGGAAAAGGCAGAGAAAUAUUGGGAAGGGCUUUGGAAGCCCCCUCCCCUCGCUGGGCCCUGUGACAGGUGUGCUCCCCGCCCUGCAGCCACCACAGACACCUUUUGUUUGUCCACAAGGUCAAGGAGGUCCCGGCGGGCCACUUGCGUGCCACACACCUGCCGGGGUGACGGGGACCGGGCUUUGUGGCAGAGCUACGCUUUCUAUGCAGAAGGCUCCGUCCCCGAUGGCAUCGCCAGGUAGGACUGGAAAUGCCCACCCCCGGCCCAAAACGCCCCCCCAAAAAGAGAGGGGGAGAGAGACAGUGCUGAGCUUAGACGAUGCCCCAAGGGCCCGGCUCCGUGCAGGAGAAGUGGCUCUGUGGCAGGACAGUUGCCCUGCAUGCAGAACGCCCCAGAUCCCGUCCCCAGGCAAGGCUAGGAAACCCAGUUCGUGGGCAGGCUGUCCUUGGGCGAGAAAGGGCCGCAAUCGGUGGCCUCUGCGGCCCCUGGAAUACGCAGUCCUUCCUCCAGGACGGGAUUCGUGUUGGUGGUGGCGGCGGUCUUCCCGAAACACGGUCGGAUCCUGCGGUGCUGAGAGAGGGGGCUUCUCCUCGUUGCAGGUGCCCGUGGCCUUUGAGGACGUGGUGGUCUAUUUCUCGCGCGAGGAGUGGGCACAGCUGGCAGAAUGGCAGAAGGAGCUAUACCAAGACGUAAUGGCAGAGAAUUACGAGCUGGUCUCCUCGCUGGGUAAAGUCGAUGUAUAUACUGUUUUUUGGGGGGGAGCUGGCCAGAGAGAGAGAGAGAGAGGGUUCAAAUGGCCCCAAAGGAGAGUAGACAUGAGGAAGGGGAAAUGCCAGAGAUAGAAUCACAGAAUUGUAGAGUUGGAAGGGACCCUCAGCGUAUAUCUAGUCCAACCCCAAAUGCAAUGCAGGAGUCCAGCCCACAGCCAUCCCUGGCUGGGCGCAAACUACCGACCUUAGACGUGGCGAUUCCUGCUUUGAAAGGGAGUUGGACUAGAUGACCCCUGGGGUCCCUUCCAAUUCUAUGACGUCAGGACAGAGAGAGCUGUUUGACAGGGGAACAGACUCCCAAGGAAGGGCAGCAGGCUCUUCUUCGUUGGAGGUUUUUAAGCAGAGGUUGGGGAUUCAGAGACAUGAGGACUAGAACCUUGCUCAUUUCAAUAGGAAGGGAUGCAGCUCAGAAGGUCCCAGCUUCCGUCCCCUCCCCAAUUAGGGCUGGGAAGGCUCCUUGCCUGAAAGCCCAGAGGAGCUGCUGCAAGCCAGUGCAGACAAUGCUGUGCUAGAUGGGCCAAUGGGCCUGGCUUUCUAGUUUAGGGAAAAGGUGAGGAAGAGCAGACGCGAUAGGAGUAAAGUUUUUCCUCCUCUUUCCUAAAGCCAGAACUCGAGGGCAUCUAAGGGAGCUGAAGGUUGGGAGAUUCAGGAGAGAUUUUCGAAGCCCUUCUUCACACAGCACAGAGUUAAACUAUGGAACUCACUGCCACAGGGAUGGCCGCCAAGCUAGAUGGCUUUAAAAGGGGAUUAGGCAAAUUCAUGGAGGAGGAGCGGGUGAUGGAGUGGCCGCCGGGACCACAUAACACCGGUCCUGAGAGAUCUGCAUUGGCUCCCAGUAUGUUUCUGAGCACAAUUCAAAGUGUUGGUGCUGACCUUUAAAGCCCUAAAUGGCCUCGGUCCAGUAUACGGUACCUGAAGGAGCUUCUCCACCCCCAUCAUCCAGCCCAGACACUGAGGUCCAGCUCUUCUGACGGUUCCCUCAUUGUGAGAAGUGAGGUUACAGGGAACCAGGCAGAGGGCCUUCUCCGUGGUGGCACCUGCCCUGUGGAACACCCUCCCUUCAGAUGUGAAGGAAAUAAGCAGCUAUCUUCUCUUUAAAAGACAUCUGAAGGCAGCCCUGUUUAGGGAAGUUUUUAAUAUUUAAUGCUGAAUUGUUUUUAAUAUUCAGUUGGAAGCCGCCCAGAGUGGCUGGGGAGACUCAGCCAGAUGGGCAGGGUAUAAAUAAUAAAUUAUUAUUCUAUACCAGCCAGGAUGGCUCCUCUCUGCCUUCACAGCAGGAGACAGAGAUGCUUCCGAAUUCCAGCUGCUGGGAAACCCCAGGAGGGGAGAAUUGCUCUCGUGCUCCCAUCUGGCUGGAGGGUUUCUGGGAGGCCCUGAUCCCGGAGGGGUCUUCUAAUGGAGGUCCAUUACGAUAGCAGAACCUCCAAAUCCAGGAACAGUCUACCUCUGAAUAACCAGAUAAUGGGGGAACAGCAGUAGGAGAACAUUGCUGCCCUCAGGUCCUACUUGGCCAUUGUGGAGGGGGGGCUCUUUUAUGUUCUUCUACCCCCUCAACUAACCCCCGCCUCUGCUUCUGUCCUUUGCAGAAUGCCUGCUCUCUAUCCCUGAAUUGCUCUCCCGGCUGGCGCGGGGAGAGGCGCCCCACCCUGCUGCAGAGCCCCCACCCUCUGCGGGAAACACCAACUCCCCAGGUAAGAGCACGGGACUCCUAAUCUCAGGGUCGUGGGUUCGAGCCCCAUGUUGGGCGAAAAGAUUCUUGCAUUCCAGGGGGUUGGACUGGAUGACCCUCGGGGUCCCUUCCACUCCACAGCACUAAGAAUUCUAAGAAGGAUGAUUUUAAGAGUGGGGCAGGGAGGGGUCUAGCAAGGAAUCAGGGCAGGCUGUCCCACUGCAGCUCAGGGAGCGGAGCACGUGCCUGAUAAGCAUUAUCGGGAAUUUGUAAGAUAUAACGAAAGUUAAUCUGCAUAAAACUGCACCCCUCUGCAGCUGCCCAGUUGCCCUAAAGCAGGCAUUGCAAAACUCGGCCCUCCAGAUGUUUUGUUUUGUUUUUUUCAAAAUGUUUUAUUAAUUUUCCAAAAAAUUUAAAACACACAAACAAACACACAUCCUGUUUGAAUCUUGGUAACAUUAUUAAGUGACUUCCUCAAAUCCCCUUGGUUGAAUUUCAUUAUGUAUCAUUUUAACAGUUUUCCAAAAUCAAUUUUCUCAAAAAAUUAACUUAAUCACUUAACUUCUUUCUUUCAUUCUUUCUAAUUUAGCUUUAAGCAUCUUAAAUCCUAUCCUUACAUACUUAAAUCCUAAGCCUAUCUAGUAUUUGCAAGCUUUUCCAAUUAAGUUAUCUUGACAUACUUGGCUAAAUAGCCUUUAAAUAUCUUCCAUUCUUCCUGGUACUCCUCCUCCUUCUGGUCGCAGACUCUUCCAGUCAGUCCAGAUGUUUUGGGACUACAACUCCCAUCAUCCCUGACCAUUGGUCCCGUUAGCUAGGGGUGAUGGGAGUUGUAGUCCCAAAACACCUGGAGGGCCGAGUUUGGGGGUGCCUGCCCUAAAGAAAGCACCGGCCCUGAACCUGAGAGAGAUGUAUAAACUUAUGCACAGCAUGAAUAAAGGGGACAGAGAAGAGUUACUCUGCAGUCGUAGCAACACUUGGGACAGGCAGUGCAAGCUGAAUGCUGCAAGAUUCAGGGCAAAAGAAAGGACUUUUUUUCUACACUCAGCGCGUAGCUAAAAUUUGAAAUUCGCUCCCCACAAGAUGUAAUGACGGCACCCCCUUGGGUGGUUUUAAAAAAGAGAGUGGGGUUAAUUCAUGGGGGAGAGGGCGAUCGAUGUCUCCUAGUAGCCCCAGGGGCCGAAUACUGCUUCCUGAAGAAUGGUGAGGGCGCUGCUGUUCCGCACAGGUCCGGUCUGUGAGUUUAAGAACAUAAGAGGAGCCAAUGGCCCACCUAGUCCAGCCCCCUGUUCUCGCAGCAGCCAACCAGAUUCCUGCGGGGAACCAGCAGGAUUUGAACCCAGGAGCCGCUCUCCCCAGAUGCGGAGGCAGAGCAGAGCCGUCCUGGCUAAGAGCCAUCAAUAGCUUUAUUGUCCUCCAUGAAUUUGUCUCACCCGCUUUUAAAGCCACCAGGCUUGGCGGCCAUCCCUGCAUCCUGUAGCAGCGAGUUCCGCAGAUUAAAGCUGUGCUGUGUGAAGGAGGACUUUAUUUUAUCUGUCUUGAGCACCUCAUAGAAUAAUAGAACUGUCGAUCUGGAAGAGAGACUGAGGGUUCUCUAGUCCUGCAAAGCAGCAAUCUCAGCACAUGGUUUCCCAUCCAAUUUGAAACCAGGCCAGAGCCUGCUUAGCUUUGCAAAUGUGCUGGCAGUUUUACUGCUGCUCCGCUCCCCAUGGGCGUAGCCCAGGGGCAGGGAGGGGCAGCUGCCACCCCCAAUCAAUAAAAAUCAUAGCAAACUGAGGUUCUGUCCCCCUAACCAGGCUGAGGGCCUGCCCGCCCUCCCAUCAGAUGUCAAGGAAAUAAACAACUAUCUGACUUUUGGAAGACAUCUGAAGGCAGCCCUGUUUAGGGAAGUUUUUAAUGUUUUAGGUUUUAAUGUGCUGUUCAUUCUGUCAGGAGCCGCCCAGAGUGGCUGGGGAAACUCAGCCAGAUGGGCGGGGUAUAGAUAAUAAAUUAUUAUUAAUUAUUAUUACAACAAAAAUCCUAGCCACACCCAUGCCAAACCCCCUGUGGCUUCCAGGGCAUGGAUCCCCUUGGGCCUGAUCCACGUAAAGAGCUCCCCUUCUCAUCCCCUCCAACAUUCCUACUCAACGUAGGGAUGUCCUACUCAACAACAACAACAAUUUCAUUAUUUGUACCCCACCCAUCUGCCUGGGUUGCGCAAGCCACUCUGGGCGGCUUCCAACAUAUAUAUAUAUAUAUAUAUAUAAUAAUGCAUUAAACAUUUAAAAACUUCCCUAUACAGGGCUGCCUUAAAAUGUCUUCUAAAAGCUGUAUACUUCCUUAUCUCCUUGGCUCGGGGGUCGGAUAACUCCAUACCCUCCAACAUUUCUCCAAUGAAAAUAGGGACAUCCGGCGCUGUGGUCUAAACCACAGAGCCUCUUUUUAAAAUUUUUUUAUUGAAUUUUACAAGAAAAGAAAAAGAAAGAGAAACAAAGAAUAAUACAUAACACUGUAAACACAUUUAUAUACAUGUUUUCCAAAAUACAAACUAAAAAAAAAGACAAAAGACAAAGGAAAAGAAAAAAACCUUUUCAUAACCAAUAAUAUUACCAAAUUCAUGCUUCAAACAUUACAAUAUAUAAAUCCUAGUUAAAAUAUUAUAAAAGACUUCCACUGCAUUCACCGCACGUCUCUUAGUUAUCUUGCUUGCCUUUGCAUCUGUUCUUGAAUCAUUUCCCUUCCUUGGGUUCUUUCAUAGUCAAAUCUUUAUGUUCUCUAUAUUUUUCACAAGGUUAUUCUAAGCACAACCAAACUUUUGUAUUUGAGCCUGCUUGUAUAAAUAUUCAUUUAAGCAUUCCCAUUGUUUCUGAAUUAUAGUUUUGGAUUUAAUAAGGCAUAAACCAUAGAGCCUCUUGGACUUGCCGAUCAGAAGGUCGGCGGUUCGAAUCCCCGCGACGGGGUGAGCUCCUGUUGCUCCGUCCCUGCUCCUGCCAACCUAGCAGUUCAAAAGCACACCAGUGCGAGUAGAUAAAUAGGUCCCGCUCCGGCGGGAAGGUAAAUGGCGUUUCUGUGCGCUGCUCUGGUUCGCCAGAAGCGGCUUAGUCAUGCUGGCCACAUGACCUGGAAGCUGUACGCCGGCUCCCUUGGCCAGUAAAGCGAGAUGAGCGCCGCAACCCCAGAGUCGGCCACGACUGGACCUAAUGGUCAGGGGUCCCUUUACCCUUUACCUUUUAAGACAAAGCGGGACAUUCUGGCAUCAAAUUUGCAACUCAGGAAUGUCCCUGGAAAAUAGGGGCACUUGGAGGGUCUGCCUUCUGCUUUUAGAGAAGACCAGGCGAUGGAACGAUGUAAGUGUCCCCUUUGGAGGUGUCCAGAUUAAUGCCCCUAUUUCCCCUCUCUCCUGUUUCCUUCCUGCAGCUGACGUGAUCGAGACGCAGCCCCAAAAGGCGCCGGACACCCCAGUGGCCUCCGAGGGACCCAGUCCAGACUCGGCAAAGACCCCCCGCCCUCGGGCCGCCAAGAAGGGCCCCAAGAGAGGGGCGUCGCAGGCCACGCGGGGGCCCUCGGGGGCCGGCCGGGCCCCUGCAGACCGGUCGAAGACCCCCAAGCGGGAGAAGCCUUUCAAGUGUCCCAAGUGCCAGCGCCGUUUCCUGGGCCGCCUGGCACUGACCGCCCACCGGCGCCUGCACGUCCGCAAGUGGCCCCGGCCGGGCCCCCAGAGCGCGGGAAGGGCCCCCCAGGCUCCGGAGCUCGCCGUGCCCCAGGAAGGCCAGCCGGGUGCCAGCCCCAGCCCUUUCCCCUGCAGCCAGGGCGAGGGCACCCUGCCCUUCUGGCCAGAGAUGGCUCUGCACCAGCAGUCUCCUCUGACACAUGGCUUCAACCCCUGGUCGCUGGGCUACGGCCCCCAGCCCUUGCCCGGCCACCAGGCACCCGGCCUGCCCAGCAACGGGGAGUUCAUCUGCGACCAGUGCGGCUGGAGCUUCCACGGCUGGGAGGAGCUGGUGACGCACCAGAUGGCGCACAUGGCGGCCGAGGGCAUCGCCGGCUCCGUGCCUAAAGCAGGCGCCCUGGCGCAGCUGUCGGGCGACCGCCCUUACGCCUGCGCCCAGUGCGGCAAGAGCUUCCGCCACAAGCCCAACCUGCUGGCGCACCGGCAGGUGCACACGGGCGAGCGCCGCUACCAGUGCCAGGAGUGCGGCAAGUCCUUCGGCAGCAAGGCCUACCUGGCGUCGCACCAGCACAUCCACACCGGCGAGAAGCCCUACGUGUGCGCCCAGUGCGGCAAGAGCUUCCGCCACAAGCCCAACCUCAUCUCCCACCAGAAGAUCCACACCAGGGAGCCCCUGCCGCCCAGCCACCCGCUGGACGCCUUCGAGGGAGACGCCUUCCAGAACCCGCGCACUGCGGCGGACGCCCUCGGGCUGGACACCUUCCGCCGGCCCCUGCCGCUGCCGCCAGUGCCGCCGGUGCCGACUGAUGCCCGCCUGGCCUGUGCGCAAGGCGACAUCCCUCUGCCGCUGCUGCCCAGCGCGCUGCCGCCGCCUCCCACAGCAAUGGCCGAGCGCCCCUUUGUCUGCCCCGUCUGCGCCAAGCAGUUCCGCUGCAAGCCCUACCUGGUGGCGCACAUCCGCAUCCACACGGGCGAGAAGCCCUACGCCUGCAGCCGCUGCCCCAAGCGCUUCUCGCAGAAGUCCAACCUGGUGUCUCACGAGCGCCUGCACACGGGGGAGAAGCCCUACGCCUGCCCGCUCUGCCCCAGGGUCUUCAGCCAGGGCUCCAACAUGCGCGCCCACCAGAGGAGCCACAGGAAUGUGGCCGCCCCCGGAGAGACGGGCGUCAGCCUCCGACAGGGGUAUGUGGUGAGGCAGAUCCAGCCGCCACCGCCGCCUCCGCCAAACUAGGCCUCUGGGGCCUGCUUCCUCCAUAGCUGGGCUGGCCGCUGCUUCUUGGCCCUCUGGCCUCCUUGCCUGCCCAGGAAUUGUUUGGCACGGUUCCUGCAUCGCAGUGGGGUUGGGCUGGAUGACCUCCGGGGUGUCCUUUCCAACACUACAGUUCUACGGUGCACCCAUGUUUCCAUUUGGUGCGGUUCCUGAAUUGCAGCGGGGUUGGGCUGGAUGACCCCUGGGGUGUCCCAGCACUCCAGAUCUAUGGCACAACCACGUUUCCCUGCGGCCGCGUGAACUGGGCAAAGUCUGCGGUGCCCUUCCGUCCCUUGGCGAGUCUGCAGAUUUCCCACCGGAAAGAGGUCCUCUCCUCUCACUGCCCCCGCCCUGCCUUAACCUCAGAAUUUUGCUUUGGCAAACUUCGCCCUGCCCUGAGAAAUCAAACAAGGCAGGAGGGACCCCAGACUUUCGUUUCCGGAAAAAGAGUCGCCAUGCCUAAGGCCUCCCAGGAGUAUUUUUCUGCUGUCCUGGAGAGGCUGCCGAGGAAAUGCACUCUGCACGUGUUUGGCGACACACUCUUCUUUCUGAUGGAGAACGGAGCGUGUGGCUUAAAAGGGAGCAGGGGUCCACGGUUCAGAGGUGGGGCGCAGGAUUUGCAGCCUCGGUCCCCGCUAUCUCCACUGAAAUGGAUCUCCUCUGGGGAGGGGGUGGCGCUCGGCUCUGUGGUCCCGUGGGCUGAGUCUGAACUGGGGGGCUUCCUUUGCUCGAUGUCUCCAGCAGGGGCAGCGAGCAGACUGAGAUCGAGAGCAGAAGACUUGGGAACGUUAGAAGAUAAGAGAAGCGUACUGGAUCAGGCCAAUGGCCCGUCCAGCGCAGCAUCCCGUUCUCGCAGCGGCUGACCAGAUGCCCCAAAGGGGAACCAGCAAGCAGGACCAGAGGGCAGCAACUCCCUCCAAUUGUUGUCCUCCAUUACAGUGGUACCUCAGGUUACAGACGCUUCAGGUUACAGACUCUGCUAACCCAGAAGUAGUACAUCGGGUUAAGAACUUUGCUUCAGGAUGAGAACAGAAAUCACGUGGUGGUGGCGGGAGGCCCCAUUAGCUAAAGCGGUGCUUCAGGUUAAGAACAGUUUCAGGUUAAGAAUGGACCUCCGGAAUGAAUUAAGUACUUAACCUGAGGUACCACUGUAUCUGGUUAUGCAGAGGUAGACUGCCCCUGGGCAUGGAGGUUCUGCUGUCAUAAUAGACCUCCAUAAGAAGCCCUCCUGCCGUUUCCGGCAGCAAUGGCCACUAAAUGCUUGGGGAGAGAGGCUCCGGCAGUGGAGGUACAGCAGAACCAUCCUGGCUCUCUCCUCCUCCUCCAAGAAUUUGUCUAAUCCCCUUUUAAAGCCAUCUAGAUUGGUGACCGUUGCUGUCUCCUGAGGGAGGGAGUUCCGCAGAUUAACUACGAGAGUCGAGGGACUGCAGAGGCCCUGCAGCCAACAAAAGCCAGCCUGAGCUCUAAAAAUAAAAUUAAAAAUCCGGACCUUUGCUGCUUCUUUGCAGACGGACGGUUUCCGUGAACGGCAGAAUUUGGGGCAGGGAUGUGCCUGUGGACAGAGAGCGAGAGAGCGAGAAAAAGGACUCUCAUCCACAACAGACACAGCAUGAUAGAUUUUUAAAAUAAUUAGAAGCAGGCCUGUCUUGUCGUGACUUUGGGGGAAAUUCCGCGCAGAAGCAGGCAAGAUUCUUUUGGUUUGUUUUUUCCCCUUUUAGGAUUGCAGCUUAAUUUUUUAGAAAAUAAGCAGGUGGCUAGUCCUCAUUGCUGGCGAGACACGAUCCGAAGAUUUGUGAGUCGUCUCUGCACGAGGUUCAAAAUCCGCAGCGAGGAGGAGCUGCCGGGGGUCUUGCAUGGUGACCUGUUCCUCUCACCCGACUUCCAAGUCCUAUUGUCCUACCUCUGUCCUCAAAGCCUCCUUCAACUUUUUACCUUCGGCUUCUGCAGCACCGCAUGCAAACGGAGCAAGGGGGAAAAGCUUCUCUGCAUCUAUUUGCUUAAUUCGGCAUUAUUUAUACCCAGGGCAGGCUAUGGGAUUGGGUCGUUUGUGUGUGCGUGUGUGCAAGACUUGUGGACAAGGAGACCACAUCCUAAACUCCUAACGCUAACUUUAAGAAAAUAAUGCAAGGUAGUAGUAACACUGCCCUUUCUAGGUGCCCUGUUUUAGACACAAGCCAAUUUCAUUUUCAAGCGGUUUCCUAUUGUAUACUCUUUUAAAACAAAUAAAGCGGUAGAUGUUAAUUUUAAAAACA
Messenger RNA from Podarcis lilfordi (Lilford's wall lizard), 10846 nucleotides. The record is from the annotation of a GenBank genome assembly. Lineage: Eukaryota; Metazoa; Chordata; Lepidosauria; Squamata; Lacertidae.